Molecule: messenger RNA, 1452 nt
Organism: Chenopodium quinoa (quinoa)
Lineage: Eukaryota; Viridiplantae; Streptophyta; Magnoliopsida; Caryophyllales; Amaranthaceae
Exons: 1
Coding region: 1-1452 (483 amino acids)
Molecular function (GO): nucleic acid binding
Source: RefSeq, a predicted model, not a curated record
AUGGAUGAUUUCUUUGAUGAUGAUUUCUCUCACAUGCAUCAUCUUUAUGCACAAGAACAGCAGCAGACAGAGUUUUACAAUGAGGGACUCCAUGAAUACUUCUACUCAGGAGCAGAUUCACAACAGCAACAAGGCAACAACUCCAGUGAAGACAAUGCAUAUGAUGCAGAUGAUGAUGAUGUGCAGGAAGAGGAUGGUGAAGAACAUGAUGCACAUCAACAAGAAGCACAAGUAAUUACAAGAGCAAGUAGAGAAAUGACUAUGGUUGAAAAGAGGCAUCUAGUUGAUGAAAUUAUGCUGAACAUGGAAGGGGACUCUUUGCCAAAGGGAUUUUUGUCCAACUUAGCAAAAAAACACAAUGUUCACAGAUCCACUACAACCAGGUGGUUCCAGGUAAUUAAAAGACACUUGCUUGAAGGAAAUGUCAUUGAUGUUAGAACAAAAAAAACAGGUGUUGUUGGGCCAAAACCAAAAGAGUACACUGAUGAAUGGUUAACUUCAGUGCCUCUAUAUAAGAGGACCACUGAAAGGAGCUAUGCUGCUGCCCUUCAUGUGUCCCCUUCAACCAUUCAUAGAUUAAGGAAAAAGGGUAGGCUUAGAACACAUACAGCAAACAAUCAUCCAACACUGUCAGAAAAUCACAAAGUUGCCAGAAUGAAGUGGGUUCUAAGCUGGGUGAACCCUGCUCCAUCCUUAGGGGACCCUACUUUCAUUGACAUGCAAUACACAAUUCACAUAGAUGAGAAAUGGUUUUUUUUUAACCCUGAAACCAGAACAUUUUACUUGCUGCCUAAUGAAGAGAACCCUUAUAGAGCACAGCAGUCAAAGAGAUUCAAACUCAAGGCAAUAUUCAUGGGCAUGGUUGGAAAGCCUUUAUAUGAUGAACACAAGAAUAUGUUGCAUGAUGGGAAAUAUGGGUUAAUCCCUUUUGUGAAAUAUGAGAUGGCAAAGAAGAAGAGCAAAAAUAGGGACAAAGGCACAUUGGAAACAAAGGCAAUACAGUCUCUGAACAGAGAUGCUAUAAGGGAAAUGUUACUCAAUCAUGUACUGCCAGCAUUGUAUGAAAAGUGGCCUGCACAGCUACCUAAGAAUGUUACAAUUCAAUGGGACAAUGCAAGACCCCAUCAAGUGCCUAAUGAUCCUGAGUUUCAAGAAGCAUGUCAAGCAUAUGGGUUUAACAUCCAAUUUGUGUAUCAACCAGCUCAGAGUCUAGAUUUAAAUGUUUCAGACUUAGAUUUAUUUAGGGUGAUUCGAUCAAUUCAAUAUCAGUCAUUCCCUAAGAACCUAGAUGAGCUAAUUGUAAAGGUGGAUGAGGCAUGGAAUUCAUUUGAUCCAACUGUCAACAAGUACACUUGGAUAACACUACAAAGUUGCAUGCUUAAAAUUCUGGAGAAGAUGGGAGGGAACAACUAUGUCCCUCCACAUAUGAAAAAAGGCAUUUGGAUUGUCUAG